Messenger RNA from Porites lobata, 1806 nucleotides. The record is from the annotation of a GenBank genome assembly. NCBI's taxonomy places the organism in Eukaryota, Metazoa, Cnidaria, Anthozoa, Scleractinia, Poritidae.
AUUAAUACGAAUCGGCAAUUCACCAUGAGUUCCUCAGCAUUUUUUGACAAGUGAAUUACAAAGCUUCGCCGCGUUCUUCCAGCUAACCAGAAAAAGUAGAAACUCCCAGCGCUGUAUCACGAACUAAGCACGGUCUCGCAUGUAAUUCAUCGUUAAAGCGUGAAAAACAAUUAUGGAUAUUCUUACGAAGUUUGCGGAAGAUAAGGAAAAGUCUGCAGCCUUAGAAGACGCUUUCAAAUCUUCUAGAUAUCCAGAUACGUUGACUAUUUCGCUUCUCGCUGCCCACAUUGGAUCAACUGAAGAAGAAGUACAGGUAUGGCGUUUUUAACAAUUCUUUUUCUUGGUCUAGAACCACGAAAAAGUGAAGGCUAUAUAAUAUUUUGACUGAAUGAUCGAAGGAAAAAGGAAACCGGAUGAUUAGGAAAUUGCGUCUGAAAUGUAGAAAAAAUAUUCAGAUCUUUUGCAACCAAUUUUUGCUUCAAUCAAAUACUUAAUAUACAGAAAUGUUUUUAGUGUAUUUCUAUACAUCGUGGUUUACCGAAAAGACCUAUCAGAAAAAAAUAUCCACUGAUGAUAUAACCAAAAUUCCCCCUUAAAGUUCGUUUGGAGGAUUUAUCGUCAUUCAUCCUUUAGCGGAUAUUCUUCCUCAAACUUAAACCUCAGACGUUUUGUAAACACAAUGAAAGACUAUUCAGUUUGUACAGCGCGGCGCUCACGUUGCGGCAAUACAUGAAAUUUUUCUGGCGCUGUGAGUGCAUAAUUAAAUUUCGAGCGCGUCGCACUUCGCAUUAUUUUUAAAACUGCCACUGUAAGAAAAUAUGUCUACCUGCCGAAUUUUCGUUUUUCGUCCUUAAUAAGAAGAAAAUCUUGUACUGAUCUGUUUCGCUGAGUUUUCGAAGCGUUUUUUUUUUAACCACUAUUGGCGAUUCAUUAACAUAAUGCUGAUUAAUAAAAUAUGCGAUUAUUAUUACUUUUGCCUGUCUAACAAAAAUGUUUUGCUUUUUCAAACAUCGCAGAACUGGUUCACAGCAAGGGUAACAAAAUGGAGGAAGGAAGAAGGAUUUGUUCCAAUUGCUGAACGAGCAGCAAUUUUGGCUCAAAAUAUGAGCAAAAGCGGCACUAAAGAAUGAGAACUGACGAGCAAACAGAAGGCAAAGUUGAAAAAAAUAUAAAAAUAUAUAGGUAGGAGUCCAACACUUUCGGCCGAGAACAUCAAUGUGACAGCUUGUAAAACUUCUCCACUGCCCGUAACAAGCUACAUUAUUUUUUAAAGUGUUGGAGCUUUAAGUUGUGGGAUAAAGUACCACAAUUCUCAGCAUUAAUUGGAGAAAAUAUUUUAAAAAUACGCAUUGAUAGUAAAAUCCGAAUAUUAACGAAACUUUUAUUUGGAUUUCUUCUUUUCUUUUUAAAGAAACCAUUAUUAAUUGCAUUCCCAAGAAUUCGCUUGUAGUUUACAAUAUUUCGUCCAGCAUUAUUGAUUAUCUGCAAAAAAAUAUUUUGGAAAAAAGGAUAGUAUUCUUUUUCUAGAGAAGGCCAGGCAACGCAACCAAUUUAAUUAAUGUAAUGUUCAGUGGAAUAUUCACUUUGGGAAUUUAGGCGCGGGCGCCUUGAAUUACCCAAAUAAACAGGAAUGAAUCAGCUGAAUGCAGGGGCCCCUGCUGAAUGAAUGUAAGUUUUUCAUUUACAGAUUAGAGAUGUUACAAUCUUCCUUGCCAGAAACAUCUGUUUGCAUCAUCGCUUUCAAGGAUAGGUUCUCAGAAGUUUUAGUAGUACAUUCUCAAGAAUCGGAAGUUAAUAAAUAAAGGC